AUGGAGGUUGUCUCCAGAGACAGAAAUGCCAAUCACAGACCGCUAAAGUUUGCAGAAAGACCGGAACGCAAACAGUGGAAAAAGCUGCUAUGGCUCAAACAAGAUUACCCAGACAAUUACACAGAUAAGUCGUUUCUAUCACAGUUAAAGCGUAAUUCGACCGUGGUUAACUACUCAUAUCUGAAGCUGGUGAAUGACUUUACUCUGAUAGUGCUACAUCUUUCGGUUUUGGCCUUGGUCAACAUCGUGUUUUUUGGGGUCUAUAGUCUGGACUGGAACCCCGUGGUUCCAACCUUUAUCAGUUCCACGCUAACCAUGGCAGGAUUUGCCAUAUAUGUAUUCACAUUGAAGAGGCGACACCAGCAAGAGGUGGUAAUAGCUCUUGAACGAGAGCGAAAGCUCAAGACCAACAAAUUUCGUCCCUUUAUCCAGACCUCCAGAUCCAGGUCAACCUCCAGACAAGGAUCCAAUGUUCCUUCGAGAGAAAACUCCCAGAACCGAGGAAACGGGACUUUGAACCCAUUGACACCAUCCACCAUACAUGUUGUCACCGAAUCGAACCCACCGUCCGUGGCCAACACUCUGAAAUCUUGCAUCCUGAUUGUACUGACAUUGCUCACGUUUUCACCAGUGUUGAAGUCGCUCACCAACUCCACCUCCUCGGACUCCAUUUGGGCUCUUUCUACAUGGCUUUGUUUCUUCAAUGUUCUGUUCAACGAUUAUACUAUAGAAUUUCCCAGUUUGCACCACCACGACCAGCAGCAGCAACAGCCUCUUCAGCAGCAGCAACACACGCAGGUAUCCAAUUCCAACAUUUCCAAGAAUUUGUCACUUUCCAAUGCGAUUGUGUUAGCCUCUCGACUCAACUCUAAUCUUGCAGUGUUCUGUUUCAUAGUGUUCUCCAUACAGCUCAAUGGUCUAUUUCCUAUGUUCAACAACUUCACCAGAAAGGUUGGAUAUACCAGGUUUCACUGGUUCCAGGUUACUGUCGUGGUGCUUGGUGUGGACAUUGCGGUGUACCAAAUGGGAGGACUGGUUUGGCUUCUCUGCUGGACGAUUGCUCACUUCACCAUCAUCAUGGUGGGUCCUGCGUACUUCCUGGCGCUGCAGAAGUAUAAAGACGAGCUACAAGGUCCUUGGGAUCCGGCCCAACCCAUAUUGAAGAACAACGGGUUAUGA
This is a messenger RNA of Kuraishia capsulata CBS 1993, 1179 nucleotides long. RefSeq lists its product as uncharacterized. The transcript has a single exon. The coding region runs from base 1 to 1179 and encodes 392 amino acids. The record is from RefSeq and is a predicted model, not a curated record. Lineage: Eukaryota; Fungi; Ascomycota; Pichiomycetes; Pichiales; Pichiaceae. Gene Ontology annotation, cellular component: membrane; glycosylphosphatidylinositol-N-acetylglucosaminyltransferase (GPI-GnT) complex. Gene Ontology annotation, biological process: GPI anchor biosynthetic process.